AUGUCGGUUCAAGCAGCCCAAAUAAGCUGCGAGUUUUGUAGUGGCCCACAUUACGGUGCAAACUGUAAUGCGGGAGGUAUGUUUGCUAGUUCCUCUACUUCAUCUAAAGUCUCUGCUGACCAUGAACAGGUUAAUUACAUGCGGAGUGCACCCGGACAGCAGAACAACCCUUAUAGCAGCACAUACAAUCCUGGGUGGAGAAAUCACUCCAAUUUUAGUUGGCGCAACAAUAAUGCCGGGGUCCACAGUUUUCGAGCAUCGUGCAAGAAUCGCCACAAGAAUAAAGAAGAAGCUAGACCAUUAGAGCUUCCUCCACCAGCCGAGAAGAAAUCUAACUUGGAGGAGCUGAUGAUGAAGUUUAUCACGUCGACUGAGACAAGGUUCCAGCAGACCGACAGUGCUCUUAGAAAUCAACAAAUCGAGGUGAGCAGUAAGGUUAAAGAAUCUGAGAGGGAAAAGUUGCAACCAAUCCUAGUCAGGGAGUAUCAACCUAAGAUUCCUUAUCCUGCUAGACUGAAGCAAGUAGAAGCACAAGAGCAGUUCAGUAAGCUUUUAGAUAUUUUUAGACAACUGCAUGUUAACUUGACUUUUGUUGAUGUAUUGAAGCAAAUGCAGAAGUAUGCCAAAUUCUUGAAGGACAUACUUAGCAACAAAAGCAAGGUGGAAGAGGUAGCAUUCGUAAAGCUCAAUGAAGAGUGCUCAACAGAGUUUCAAAGUGAUUUACUAGAGAAAUGUCAUGACCCAGGGAGUUUUACUAUUCCUUGCACUUUGCGUAACUUGUGGGUUGAUGAGGCAUUAGCUGAUUUAGGCGCUAGCAUAAAUGUAAUGUCCACAAGUAUGUUUAAUGAGCUGGGUUUAGGGGAAGCAAAACCCACUAGGAUGUGUAUUCAAUUAGCUGAUCAUUCUGUUAAGCUUUCUAGGGGGACUGUAGAGAAUAUGCUAGUCAAGACCUUUCCUUGCCACGCUAAAGCCAAAAUAAAUGUAUUCGAGGGAAAGUUAGAGAUUAAUGUAGGGGAUGACUGUGUUACUUUCAGUUUACCCCUAGUCGAGAGUCCUCCCGCCAAUCAGGUUCAUGCCAUUUACGCUAUUGACGGGAUUGGUUUUGCAUGUGAUAAACCAGCACAGGAUAUACUAAUAGAUUCUGCUCUGCAUCCUUCUUUGCCUGUUGAUGUGUGUCACUCUUUUAAAGAAAAUAACUUGCAUCAAUUUGAAACUUCGCGUUAUGAUACACCCGAGAAGGGUAGUUGCAAGUUUUUUUAUGACAGGUCAUCUAGACAGGAUUGGGAGUGGAUGACUAGACAUCCUAACUCGGCAUGGAGAGCACCUCCUUGGGUAUCUACUAUGCCCAUUGGACUGUCUCCUUGUGGUUAUAUGCCUCAGGCCCCAGCUUACAAUGCGCCCACCUUCUCAAUUUGCCAACGGGGCAGGGAUACUGCUGCAGAGUCUAGCUAA
Molecule: messenger RNA, 1452 nt
Organism: Ricinus communis (castor bean)
Lineage: Eukaryota; Viridiplantae; Streptophyta; Magnoliopsida; Malpighiales; Euphorbiaceae
Exons: 3
Coding region: 1-1452 (483 amino acids)
Source: RefSeq, a predicted model, not a curated record